CGGCAGCCUCAACAUGGCUGCAAUUUUCAUAUCAGCUGUAGUAUACAAAUUGCCGAGAGUUUAAUGGUUUCUGAGAUUGUGAUUUUCUGCCAACACGCCCAUGACGUUGGGCACUGAGUUCUAGUCAAGCCGAGAAAUGCUUAUUGAGGUAAAGAUACUAAUUGCGGCACUAAAAGCUUUUAAACGUAAUAUCAAAGCUUGUGAAUCGUGUUGAACCGAAACGUUCAAAAUGUCAGAUAUGUUCGCGCUGCUGUAGCUGUCAGCAGUUCACAUGACUUCAAAGGAAAAAAAUUCUCUGGAUUAGUAAACUACGAAGAUGGAUGUAGUCACGACAAGCCUUGAGGCUCUUAUACAGAGGGUCACCAAUCCACAGAACCAGAAACCAGAUAUUGCUGCUAUCGAAGCAUUCUGUUUUAUGGUUACUAAAGAAUCUGAAGGUGUUCAUAUCGGUAGUAAACUUCUUGCUACUCAUAUACAGUCUCCGACAGAAUGGGAGGCCUUGCAGGCACUCACGCUGUUGGACACAUGCAUGACACGCUGUGGACCUGCAUUUCAUGCAGAAGUUGGAAAGUUUAGAUUUCUUAAUGAAAUGAUUAAACUUGUCUCACCAAAGUAUCUUGGAAGUAGAACACCCUCAGCCGUUAGACAGAAGGUUCUUCAACUGUUAUAUUCAUGGACUAGAGAAUACCCACGGGAAACAAAGAUUAGAGAGGCAUAUGAUAUGCUUAAAAAGCAAGGUGUUGUAAAGGAGGAAGUGGCUCCAAUACCUAGUGUCGAGGAUCCUGUCAAAACAGUUAAAGUAAAGAACCCAAUAUUUGAGGAUGAGGAGAAAUCAAAACUCCUACAGAAACUUCUUCAGAGCAAAAAUCCGGAUGAUUUGCAGGCUGCGAAUCGACUUAUUAAAACGAUGGUGAAGGAGGAUGAAAAAAGGGUCCAGCAGAAUUCACGGCGGAUAAUGGAAUUAGAAUCUGUUCAUAAUAACGUUAGACUCCUUUGUGAGAUGUUGGAUUCAUACAAUCCUGGGCAAGCCAGCGUAGAUGAUUUGGAAUUAAUGAAAGAAUUAUAUCAAGCUUGCGAAAGACUCAGACCCAACGUAUUAAGAUUGGCCAAUGAGACUCAAGAUAACGAAGAAAUGCUCAAUGAGGUUCUUGCAGCAAGUGAUGAACUUGGACAGGUCUUUGAUAAAUAUGCAAGUGUGAUAGUUCUUGGUCGACCUUUCGAGUCCAAACAAAAUUUAAACAAUGGACCGUCAUUACUUGAUCUGUCCUCUCCCAUUGAAAUCGAAUCCACGGACACCGGACCUUCAAUUCCAAAUAAAAAAUCAGAACCAGUACCAAAUCCUCAAUCGGAUUUGGAGGUGCUCGGAGACAUUUUUAAUUCAAUUGGCAAUUCUUCGGCAAAGGAUUCCAGUCUUCUUCUUCCAGAAACCGAUAUUAUGCAACCAAUAAGUGUUGCAUCUACUGCGAAAAAAGAAGGUACCGAGGAAACUUCAAAAAUUGACAGUAAAGCAAAAGCUUUAGAAGAUUUAAACGAACUCGGAGAAUCUCUUUUGAAGCAAAGUUUGUCAUCGACAACGAUACGAGGUCACUUUAACAAUAGCAGUAAAACUGCAGUUAGGGUACCGAUGAACAGUAUGAAACCCUUGGUGAUACCUGAGCCUGUUACUCAGGCCGAUUCGCUUUUUAGUAAUUCAAAAUCAUCAGUAUGUUUACCUCAACCGGCAAAACCUGUUGACAUCGAUAGUAUUAGUACCGAUUUAUUGAAUGGAGAUGAUUCUCUCGUGGAUAUAUCUGUCCAAUCGACCAUUGAUGAAGGAAGUGUCCAAGUUUCUAAAGUAAAAGUAGAAGAGGGUACUGUUGAAAAAAAACCAGUUGUUGUGGAACCAGAAAUCAAGCCUUUGACUGACAUAAAUGUUACACUGGAAAACAUUAAACCAGGUACAAUACCGCCCUUAACAGUUAUCGAGGAGAAGAAUGGAAUAUCAGUAGUUUUACAUUUUGCAAAAGAUGGCCCACGACCAGAUGUCUCUGUGAUCGUUGUCACGACCAUGAGUAAAAAUUCCAAGGCCCUCACUAAUUAUUUAUUCCAGGCAGUAGUGCCUAAGAAAUGUAAGUGCAGACUUCAACCACCUUCCGGAACGGAACUUCCAGCUCACAACCCGUUUUUACCGCCAUCUGCGAUUACACAAAUAAUGCUGAUAGCAAAUCCACUGAAGGAACCAGUGUCUCUGAAGUUCAUGCUCAGUUACACAAUGGACGACGAGACUGUUACUGAAAUGGGAGAAGUUGAUAAGCUGCCGUCUGCGUAAAUCUACGCCAAUUCAAUUGUUACUUAUUCAUUUCCGGUGUCGCUUGCUUAUCAGGCCGAGAUUCCAGAACGUGAUAACUGUUUUUAAGCGCGUAAGAUCACUUUUAAGACUGGUUAUUCAAUGCAAGCGUCACACUCUUAGUGGCACCAAUGAUUACUUAACAAACAUCGUGAAAGGAGAUUCAGUUUAUUCUGUUUUAACUUAUUUUUAUUCUUUUCAUUUGCGACUUCUUACUAUGGACACGCUCUUUGGAUUUAGUAUUAAACAUGAAGAGAUGCACGACGACAGAAACAAGAGCGUGUAUAAACCAAUUAUUUCAUUAGAUCGUGCAAUCUAUGAAUUAGUCUUGUAUAGCUAGGCUUAGGAUGAUACGAGUAAUCCAUACGUUUGUCCCCGACCAGCUGUGCGACGGGCGUUUAAAUCGUUUAUUAUUAAAACGAAAAAUAAGAAAAGAAUAUAAAAGAAUGAAGCUAAUGGUAUUUAAAAGAAAAUUAAGCCUUUCCUAUAUUCCUAAGGAGAUUGUUUCGAACGGAAAAUGAUGAUUACUUUAAUUUUUUGCUGUUUAUAACUAUCGUAUUUUAGCGGGAAGGAAGAACUUCAUCUCUAAAGGCUAGAGCUGUUAUGGCCUUUUGGUGUCCUUGAUACUCCCGUUCCACUGCUCCUGUAGAGACAUUCCAUAAUCUCGCCACACCAUCCGAGGAAGCUUUAUUAAAAGAAAUCGUUGAUUAUUUAUAUGGUGAAUGCUGGCCGUAAAUUCAACGUUAAAGUAUUAUCAAGUAACAUGCGUGGAAUAUAUAGCUUUACAAAUUUACUAUAUGGCUGUAAUAAAUACAGUACUUGUCGUAAGCACAAAAGCGUGUAGUAUAUAUCUAAUAAAGAUCUAGUCUUUGACCGAUCA
Molecule: messenger RNA, 3206 nt
Organism: Cephus cinctus (wheat stem sawfly)
Lineage: Eukaryota; Metazoa; Arthropoda; Insecta; Hymenoptera; Cephidae
Gene: Gga
Product: ADP-ribosylation factor-binding protein GGA1
Exons: 11
Coding region: 317-2308 (663 amino acids)
Biological process (GO): intracellular protein transport; vesicle-mediated transport
Cellular component (GO): trans-Golgi network
Molecular function (GO): ubiquitin binding; phosphatidylinositol binding; small GTPase binding
Source: RefSeq, a predicted model, not a curated record